AUGAAUGAUCUUAAUAUAUCAUCAAAAGAUAGUAAUAAUAUUAUAAAAUCUAAUAUAGAUGGUAUUGAUAGACCAAAAGUUGUUAUUCAAAGACCCAGUAUAACUGGAAGUGAUUCUAUUAUUAAUGUUAAUUUCAAAAAUCAUGACAAUGAUAAAGAAGAUAAACGAAGAAAAUCAAAAGAUAGUAUAAUUGAAUUUGCUGAUGAAUAUAGAAAAACAUUUCGUACAAGAGCUAGUCAAAUGUUUAAAGAAUUUCCAACACAACAUUUAAGAAAAUUUGCCAAAACAAAAUCUAUGAGUUCUAUUAGGAGAGAGGUAGCAUUGUUUUCGGGUAUAACAUCAAUACAUAGUGUUCUUAGGAUUUAUAGAGCAAAGGGAAUUUAUAAAGUUUUAUGGAUUGCAGCAUGUAUAACAAGUUUAACAUUAUUGAUACUACAAUGUAAUAGUGUAAUUCAAACAUAUUAUUCAAAACCAACAGUAUCUCAAGUAUCAUUUAUAAUUCCAGAAGGUGGUUUGGAAUUUCCAACAAUUACAAUAUGUAGUUAUAAUCCAGUAAAAAGAAGUUAUGUAGAAGAAUUAAAUUCAACAGGAUUAUUUUCAAAAGAAUUAUUAGACUAUUUAACAUUAACUUAUUUACAAAUUACUCCAAUGUUUACUAUAGGAGAUUAUGACCGUCUAAUUGAAGGUGAUACACAAUUUCAAUUGUAUAGAAAAGAGAUAAAUAGUAAUUUUACUAUAAAUGGAUUUUUUAGAUCAGCAGGUUUUAGUUGUGAAGAAAUAUUUAAAGUAUGUUCUUUUGGUGGUAAAGAAUUUGAUUGUUGUACUGAGGUAAAAGAAACAUUAACUGAUAUGGGUAAAUGUUUUAAAAUUGAUUUAAAAUCAUCAAAAAAUAAAUGGCUUAGAAAACAAAAACAAAGUGGUGUUAGUAGUGGUUUAAUGAUAAUUGCUGAUUUUCAUAGUAAUGAACAAAUGGGAUAUGGUUUUGGGAAACAAAUAUCUGAAGAAUCAAUAUUUGCUAAUGAAUUUGAAACUGGUUUUAGAUAUUAUAUUCAUACAAAUGGAACAAUACCAUAUUUAAAUACCGAAGGAAUAAGUGUUUCUCCUGGAAUAAGAUCAUACUCAGCAAUAGAACCAAAUAAGAUUGAAUUGUUAGGUGCAGAUAGUUGGGGAAAUUGUAAUGAUGAUUGGCCAUCAGGAUAUAAAAAUGAUAUUUCUUAUACAGCACCAAAUUGCAAAGCACGCUGUAGAGCCACUUAUUUUUUUAAUAAAUGUGGAUGUAGUCCUUUUGUUUUUAAUAUUGGAGGAUUGUAUCCUGUUUGUACAGCUUUUCAAGUUUAUCAAUGUAUCGAUGAAGAAUAUGAAAGAGUAAAAAUAAAUUCUUAUCAACUUUUACCAAAUUCUCAGGGGGAAAUAAAUUUACCCAUAUGUUCUGAAUGUAAACAGGAAUGUAAUUCAUGGAAAUAUUAUACAUAUAAUAGUUAUGGACAGGAAUUUAGUAUUGGAGCAUUAUCUUGGCUUCAUGGUAGAAAUAAAAAUUGGACUGCUGAAAAUGUUGUUAAUAAUUUUGUUGCAAUGAAUAUAUUUUAUCGUGAUAUGACAUAUACAGUAUAUACACAGGUUCAGAGUACUUCAUUUGUUCAAACAAUUUCAAAUCUUGGCGGUAAUGCUGGUUUAUUUAUGGGAAUAAGUUUUAUUUCAUGUUGUGAAUUUUCUGUAUUUUUAUGGAAAUUAUUUUGGGCUAUUGUUUCAAAAAAUAGACAAAAUUAUAUAGAAAAAAAAAGAAUAAAAGAAAAACUUGAAAGUAAUAAGUAUGGAAAUAAUAAAAAUAAUGAAACUUUAAAUGAUGAUCAACCUAUUGGUUUAAAAGAAAAUGCAAAAAAUCAUAUAAAACAAAUCGGUAGCUUUUUAACAAAUGGAUUAAUUUCACCAAGAAAAACAUCAAAAAAUGAAACAAUUUAUGAUGGAAAACUUGCAGAACAAGAUUCAUUGACAAAUAUAAGAAAUAAUGGGUUUAUUGAUAACAUAAUUACUAAUAAUUUAAAAGGUUUAGGAAGGGCAGAAGAUUUUAUAGAUGUAGACCAACCUGGAUUAUUUGAUAGAGGAAAGUUCUCUUCAUUUUAUGAUCAUCAAAGGGCAAUGAGUAUUGUAAAAGGAAGAGAAAGAUUAAGAAGUUUAUCAUAUAAUGAUUCACCUGAUUAUAUGAAAAAAAAUAAAGAGUUUGUUUUUUGA
Messenger RNA from Strongyloides ratti, 2229 nucleotides. Its product is annotated as Na+ channel, amiloride-sensitive family-containing protein. Gene Ontology annotation, molecular function: ligand-gated sodium channel activity. The record is from RefSeq and is a predicted model, not a curated record. Gene Ontology annotation, cellular component: membrane. The transcript has 5 exons. Lineage: Eukaryota; Metazoa; Nematoda; Chromadorea; Rhabditida; Strongyloididae. Gene Ontology annotation, biological process: sodium ion transmembrane transport. Bases 1 to 2229 code for a protein of 742 amino acids.